AUGGAAAUUGAUUCAUUAGAAUAUACAAAUCCGAAGACAUUACAACGAAUUGAACUAGAAAUCGACAGGAUAAAACACACAGCCAGAAAAGAGAAUAAAAAAGACAACCAACCAACAUUUCUCCUUUGGGUCUUCAAUCAUGAUACGAAUUGCUGGAAAGACCCAAUGAAACCGCACGCAAAUGAAAAAAGAAACAAGAAGAUCCGAUGA
Messenger RNA from Clunio marinus, 210 nucleotides. The record is from the annotation of a GenBank genome assembly. NCBI's taxonomy places the organism in Eukaryota, Metazoa, Arthropoda, Insecta, Diptera, Chironomidae.